AGAGUAUUUUCUGAUAACCUAUGUAAAUGAUAAGUCGCACAUAAAAAGAAUUUUUGCAUUUUAAUUUUUCACUUUUAUCCGCGACGCCCCUUGGUCGUGGCCCCAGCGUUCAAUAAUGGCCCUUAAUAACGCACUUUCGUCAGUUCGAAAUGGAUCAUCAGUAUUAAAUUUUGUAAGAUCCUACUCCAAAUCGGCGACGUCAACAAAACUGUUCAUCGAUGGCAAAUUUCAAGAUUCCCAAACAACACAAUGGAUCGACGUUUACGAUCCCGCAACAAACAACGUCGUCACACGAGUUCCCCAAAGUACGAAAGCCGAAAUGGACGCUGCCCUAGAAUCGUCGAAAAAUGCCUACAAAACCUGGAAAAAUACGACAAUCUUGACUAGACAGCAAAUCUUAUUCAAAUUACAGGCGCUCAUUCGUAGAGAUAUGAAGAAACUAGCGGCUAGUAUUACCCAGGAACAAGGAAAAACUUUGGGGGAUGCCGAGGGUGAUGUAGUCCGAGGACUGCAGGUUGUCGAGCACAGUUGUGGAGCAGCAUCGCUGCUUUUGGGAGAGACUUUACAAAAUAUCGCCAAAGAUAUGGACUGCACAUCCUACAAGCUGCCAUUGGGAGUAACCGCCGGCAUUUGUCCCUUCAACUUUCCGGCAAUGAUUCCCUUAUGGAUGUUUCCCACGGCACUCGUAACCGGAAAUACGUCAAUCAUCAAGCCGUCCGAGAAGACACCUGGAGCGACCAUGCUACUGAUGGAGCUCUUAAACGAAGCGGGCUGUCCGCCCGGUGUUGUUAAUGUAAUCCAUGGCGCACAUGACGCAGUUAAUUUUAUUUGCGACAGUCCGGAUAUUCGAGCCAUUAGCUUCGUCGGUUCAGACACCGCUGGUCAGUACAUUUACAAGCGCGGUUGUGCAAAUGGCAAACGAGUACAGUCGAACAUGGGUGCGAAAAACCACGCAGUUGUGUUACCCGAUGCCAAUAAAGAAACGACAAUUGACCAAAUAUGUGGCGCGGCAUUUGGGGCAGCCGGUCAGAGAUGUAUGGCAAUAAGUGUCGCUAUCUUAGUUGGUGAAUCGCGAAAUUGGAUUCCCGAUAUUGUAGCGAAAGCAAUGAAAUUGAAAGUCAAUGCUGGACACGAACCAGGAACUGAUGUUGGUCCAGUUAUUUCAACUGCUGCGAAGCAAAGGAUUUUACAUUUGGUCGAGAACGGUAUUAAACAGGGCGCCAAAUGCGAAUUGGAUGGUCGAGGUGUGGUGGUUGAGAAGUAUCCCAACGGAAACUUCGUAGGUCCCACUGUCCUAACAAAUAUUAACACAAACAACGAUUGCUACAAAGAAGAAUUGUUCGGUCCCGUACUAAGCAUUAUGACUGUCGAUACCAUGGACGAAGCUAUAAAUAUUAUAAACGGUAACAAGUAUGGUAACGGAACUGCUAUAUUCACAACGAACGGGUGUCACGCCAGACAAUUUGUUAACGAAAUAGACGUCGGCCAAGUUGGCGUUAAUGUACCAAUUCCUGUUCCACUACCAAUGUUUAGCUUCACGGGAUCCAGAGGAAGCCACUGGGGCGACUUGCACUUCUACGGCAAACAAGGAAUUAAUUUCUAUACACAAACUAAAACGGUAACAUCAAUGUGGAGAAAGGGACAAUCGGUCGCGGCAAAUGGAUCAGCUUCAAUGCCCGUACACACGUAACCAGCAAAGUUGGCAUCUGAUCGAUCAAAAAUAAUUUAAACAAAAGAAAUAAACAAAAUUGUGACUUUUA
This is a messenger RNA of Photinus pyralis (common eastern firefly), 1760 nucleotides long. Its product is annotated as probable methylmalonate-semialdehyde dehydrogenase [acylating], mitochondrial. Bases 116 to 1690 code for a protein of 524 amino acids. The transcript is spliced from 4 exons. Gene Ontology annotation, biological process: L-valine catabolic process; thymine catabolic process. NCBI's taxonomy places the organism in Eukaryota, Metazoa, Arthropoda, Insecta, Coleoptera, Lampyridae. The record is from RefSeq and is a predicted model, not a curated record. Gene Ontology annotation, cellular component: mitochondrion. Gene Ontology annotation, molecular function: malonate-semialdehyde dehydrogenase (acetylating, [NAD(P)+]) activity; methylmalonate-semialdehyde dehydrogenase (acylating, NAD+) activity.